AUGUUUACAAAUCGUGAAUCUAAACAUUUCUCGUUGGAUGCUCUUGAAUCAAAAUUAAAAAAGAGAAAUCGCAUUUCCAAAAAUGCUGCCAGCUCGCAAGUAUUAUCACGAGUUGAAAAAGAACUCUGGGAAAAGCUUCUUCCUCAUCAAAAAGAAGGAGUCGUUGAAAUGGUGAUCAGAGAGGGCCGUGCUUUAUUAAGCGAUGAACAAGGACUCGGCAAAACAAUGCAAGCUCUUACAUUAUGCUCAUACUAUAGGGCAAACUGGCCAGUUUUAAUUGUUUGUCCUAAAUCUGUUUUACAUGUCUGGAAAGAAGAAAUCAUCACGUGGUUAAAAAUACCUGAAACUCAAAUAGAGAUCAAUGAUGGUAGAAAAUUAAAAAACAAAAAAAGUAAUCGCGUCAAUUUUGUAAUCUGCGGAUAUGAAAGGUUUUCAAAAGAGUCUGGCCUUUUAGCAAAAAAUUACAAAUUUGAUAUAGUUAUUGCAGAUGAAGCUCACAACAUCAAAGAUCCAACAACUCUAAAAGCACGUGCUUUAAUUCCUAUGAUUAAACAAGCAAAACAUUCCAUCUUGAUCACUGGAACGCCGAUUCCAAACAGACCAAUUGAAAUCUUUUCUUUGUUAAAUUCUCUUGAUCCUGUGAUCUUUUCAAAUGAAAUGGAAUUUGCGCUUAGAUAUUGUGGUGCUUUCAUGGACAACUUCAAAAGGUGGAUCAAAACUGGUGCUACCAAUCUAGAUGAGCUUAAUGCCGUGUUGAGAAAAACAGUAUUGAUCAGGCGAUUAAAAUCUGAUGUUUGUUCUGAUCUACCACCAAAAGAACGUGAGACAGUAUUCUGUGAUAUAAAGCCGGAUCUAAAAGAUAAAAUAAGAUUAUUACUGGAAAAUAGCAAGGAUUCAUUUGACAAAGCAUGUAAUUCAUUAAAUCAAAAUGAUUCUGAAAAAAAUACAAAAAAAUCCAGAGACAAAUUAUCUGAAAUUUAUUCACUCACUGGUUACGCUAAAUCUCCAUUCAUUGUAAACUAUGUCAAAGAUUUAUAUGAAAACACUGAUAAAAAAUUCAUUAUCUUCGCCUAUCACAAAAUGGUCCUUGAUGAUAUAGAGAAUUGUAUAAAAACUUAUAAUUCCAAAUCCUAUAUACGUAUUGACGGCGAUACAAAAUCAAACGACAGGCGAAUGUUUUGCAACAGAUUUCAAACAAAUGACGAAACAAGAGUUGCAUUAUUAUCAAUCAUGGCUGCAAAUACUGGUAUUACGCUGACUGCUGCCGACAUUGUACUAUUUGCUGAAUUGACUUGGGAUCCUACUGCAUUGUUUCAGGGAGAAGAUCGUGCACACAGAAUUGGUCGUAAAGAUAAGGUGUUUAUAAAAUACAUGAUUGCAAAGGAUACUAUUGAUGAUUUAAUGUGGGGAGUUAUUACCAAAAAAACUUCUACUACAGAAAAUAUUCUUGAUAAAUAUAAUAAUCAACUUUAUAUUGAUGAAUUCUCGUGUGAUCAGCCAACUUUAACAGAUCAACAAGAUACAAACAACAAUAAUGUUGUACUUGAGGCAUCAUCGCCACAUGUAGCAAUUAUAAAUGUCGAUGAUAUCUCGUCUACCCUAUCAUCCAAUCAAAACGAAUUAAAUAUCAUUCAAAAAGAAUCUGAUCAAAUAAACAAUUCCCAAGAAUUAUUAUUACCAUCAUUCACAUCUGCCACUAAUUAUUAUUCAACUCUAGGUGUAAAUAACAAUGAGGAUUUAAUAAUGACUCAAAAUCAAACAUUACAAAACGAUCAUCUUCAUAAUAACAAUUUCCAACAAUCAUCAUCUACACCUGCUACAACUACUUGUCAACAAGUUGAUAUUAUUACAUGUUCACCUAAUCUAGCUGAUCUAAAGGGUCACAUCAAAGAAAACACAUCAGAAUCAUCAUUAUUGUUGUCAUCACUUAAACAUUGGGAUAAAAAAUCUCAAGAAUCAGCACCACUUACGACAUCACAAGUAAUUAAUUUCGGCGACAAUUAUGUAUCUUAUGCUGAUAAUAGUCAAAAACAAAAAACAAGACUAGAUAUUAAGGGAUACAACAAACCAGAUGUUGGUUCUAGCUGUAAAAAAUUGAGCAAGGAUGAUUUAUUGGAAUUGCAGGAAUCUUGUUUUGGAUUUGACGCAAUAGAAUUUGUUCAAAGUAAAAAAAUAGUAACUGGCAAUCAAUCAGAAUUUAUAAUUAAUGAUAGAAAAAGAAACUUUAAUUAUGAUGAAGAGGAGUGGCUUGUUAGUCCCAAAAAAUUUCGUGAGGGUAGUUAG
Molecule: messenger RNA, 2283 nt
Organism: Entrophospora candida
Lineage: Eukaryota; Fungi; Glomeromycota; Glomeromycetes; Entrophosporales; Entrophosporaceae
Source: the annotation of a GenBank genome assembly